AGCAUCUGUCAUUUACCAAAAGUCAAAUAAAAUUGUGAAUGAUUUUUCAUUAAUUUGUGUGUUGUUUUGUUUCUACCUGCCGAUAUUACCAAUUUAAUUUACUGAAUUCUUCUCAUAUAGGAUAUAACAAUAAUUGUGUUUAUCGGAAAAUCAACAAUAAUGAACCAUGGUGAAUGUUAUGAAAGGAGUUCUCGUUGAGUGCGACCCGGCGAUGAAACAGUUCCUGCUGCACCUCGAUGAGACACUCGCACUCGGCAGGAAGUUUAUUAUCCAGGACCUGGACGAUACACACGUAUUCAUAUCUGCAGACAUAGUAGAAACACUACAAGCACGUGUUGAUGAUUUAAUGGACCAACUCAGCAUUCCCGUACAUGACAAAGGACUUUAA
Ostrinia nubilalis (European corn borer) is the source of this 388-nucleotide messenger RNA. RefSeq names its product general transcription factor IIH subunit 5 (gene Tfb5). Gene Ontology annotation, cellular component: transcription factor TFIIH holo complex; transcription factor TFIIH core complex. Gene Ontology annotation, biological process: transcription by RNA polymerase II; nucleotide-excision repair, preincision complex assembly; nucleotide-excision repair. NCBI's taxonomy places the organism in Eukaryota, Metazoa, Arthropoda, Insecta, Lepidoptera, Crambidae. Bases 167 to 388 code for a protein of 73 amino acids. The transcript is spliced from 2 exons. The record is from RefSeq and is a predicted model, not a curated record.